AUGGCUUCCAGCAUGGAUCAAAUCUCUCUUCCCUCGUCUAUUGGACGCUUUAUUACUCACCGCAGAACAAAAUCCAGCGGUAACCCCGCCGGCCAGGACACACCCAUCGCCAACACAUCCUCCCCAAAUGGCAAGGCCUGGCUUCCAGUUGUUAAACGCAAAGCAGUACCAUCACCUAUUGCUGUCCGCAGACUUACUUCUCUCACACCACAACCUUUCUCGCUUCCUAUCAGCCGCCCUCAACCUAUUACACCGGACAACUUUGAGACGUACUACCCUCGCAACAACAGCGACAACGCUUCCAUCACAUCAAAUGAAUCCGGAAGCUCAAGGUAUUCUUCCAAUGCAUCAUCGCCGGAACCCAGCCCUCAAAGAUUUAACAUUCCUGGUGCUAUGCCUCCUGCCAGACCAGCCCGACCAGAGCAGUCUCUCUACGAGACCGCGGAGGAGGAGCUUCUCCUCAAGUCUCCCAUGGCUCCUAGCCUUAGCUCGCCAUCAAGAACUCCCCCUUCAGGGAGUAGAACUGAUUUGGACAUUAUCGUUAGCCCUCUCUCGGACAACAGCAGCCCUACAGGCAUCGAUGACAUCAUCACUCAAAGAUAUGAGACAACCGUCGAAGGACCCGCACCUACCAUGGUCACCCACUCCGUCAAGAAGACGAACUAUCCUCCCGCCAUUCCUACACCCUCCUCUACCACAUCUAUUAGCCGCCGCCCAUCCGUAAAGAAGCCAAAGAAGGCUCGUGUUUCCCUCCGCAUUGGCCGAACUGCUACCCAACGCAGCAGCAGCUCACGCAAGAAGUCAACAAAGAAGAAGCCUGCCAAGAAGAUUGGCGAAAAGCUGGGCUGGCCCAAGCGAUUCAAUACCAAGGCUAUUCGAAUUACAGUAUCUGAGAGCGUCUCUGAUCUCAUUAGCUCAGGUCGCUCCAAACGCCCUGAGAGCCUUGUCUUGGAUGAGACGGCCGCUGCCGCCGCCCAUGCUGAUUACCUCAAAAACGACAUUGCCGAGUGGACAAGAGAAUCCCUAUUCCUUGAGACUGGCAAAUGGCCUAUGGACUCGAAUAGACCGUCACCCCUUUUCAGUCCCAGCCCUGGUUCUACCCUCCCUGUUCCUCAAGACACUUUCCAUCUUGAGGAACAGUACCCCCGCAACCUAGCCAGAACUGCAGCCAAGGUCAAUGAAAUUGCUCCAGCUGUAACAGAAGUGCCUCCAGUGGUACCUCCCAAGCACAGCCGACCGGCUGCCACGCCUGUCGCCUUGGAGCCUAUGCCCGAGGCUAAGCCUGUGGUUGUUGAAACACCUGUGGCUGUCCCAGAGCCAGCGAAGCCUGCUGAGCCUGUCGAGACCUUCACAGCUCCUCCCCCUCCUGUGAAGAACCCAGCUAGGUUUGCUGCACGCAUGAACAUGACACAGCUGCCUACGAUUCCAGAGAAUCUCCUGUCACCGACCUCCACCAAGCUUGGUGCAUUUUCUCGCCUGGCGUCUGUUCAUGGCUUAAAGAAGGCCGGUCCUUUCCGCAAGGGUACUCUCCGCUCCCGCGGUACCGUGCACCUGAUCCCCAGAAAGAAGAUUGGCCAGAACGGCGACGUCAACUGGUCCGAGUUCCAGCUCGCUAUUAUGUGCGGUGCUGGCGACUUGAUCUCUGGUAUGGCUGAGGAUGAGGCCCGCGAGUUUGCAGAUGACAUGGCGGACUGGUUUGACACCUUUGGCUUCGACUCUCAUGGCGAGCUUGUCCCAGACGAUCUGGAAGAAGACGUCACUUACAUCCCGCUGCUCAACAUUUCCUCUGGAGAGUCGAGCGCCUCUUCCAUUGCUUCUGACGAGGUGGACUUCCCCAUCCCCGUCAGCACCUUGCUUGAGGAUCAUAUUGUCGGCGCCAUCAACAGCCGAUCCAGCUCUCCCGACUCGGACUACUACAGCUUUGACCCUGAGUCUCUGGUUGGCCCUGAGAAGCUGACCGUAUCCCGCCGGCUUUCGUCUCGCUUCCAGAUGCAGAAGCGAUCACGAAGCGUAUCCCCGGUUGAGGACAUUGAACCUGCCCAAGACUCGCCCAUGUCUUGCAACAUGAACAACGACUUGGGCCAGUUUUUGGAAUGGAACCCCUCCGCCAUGUAUGCUGCUCCUUCGUACGAGUCGCCUGACGACGUGUGCGUUGAGAACAUUUGGUAA
Molecule: messenger RNA, 2169 nt
Organism: [Torrubiella] hemipterigena
Lineage: Eukaryota; Fungi; Ascomycota; Sordariomycetes; Hypocreales; Clavicipitaceae
Source: the annotation of a GenBank genome assembly